Lethenteron reissneri (Far Eastern brook lamprey) is the source of this 3555-nucleotide messenger RNA. RefSeq names its product acyl-CoA dehydrogenase family member 11 (gene ACAD11). The record is from RefSeq and is a predicted model, not a curated record. Gene Ontology annotation, molecular function: acyl-CoA dehydrogenase activity; flavin adenine dinucleotide binding. NCBI's taxonomy places the organism in Eukaryota, Metazoa, Chordata, Hyperoartia, Petromyzontiformes, Petromyzontidae. Gene Ontology annotation, biological process: fatty acid beta-oxidation using acyl-CoA dehydrogenase. Gene Ontology annotation, cellular component: mitochondrion; cytoplasm.
AUGCAGAGGGAGGAGACUCCGAUACAGUGUCCGUGGACUGUGGACUGCGGACGAAAUCGAGAGCGAGCGAGCGAUCAAAGGGGGAGACAUUCCAUAGACGCAGAAGGCAAAAGCUCUGUCCACGCAGAGAUGGCAGACAGCACAGAGGUCCGCAUCCCUCUGGACGUGAGAGCCCUCCAGGAAUUCCUGCAGCGCAAUCUCCCGGCUCGCCCUGGGCCCUGGGGGCCUCUCUCCGUGCGUCAGUACAGCGCGGGUCAGUCCAACCCCACGUAUUACCUCCGCACGGCCGCGGGACAGGAGCUGGUACUGCGCAAGAGUCCUCCCGGUGCCCUCCUGCCUGGAGCUCACCAGGUGGACAGGGAGUUUCGGGUGCAGCAAGCCCUGAGCUCCGUGGGGUUUCCUGUGCCCCGGCCACUUCUGUACUGCCAAGACAAGUCCAUCAUCGGAACUCCAUUUUACGUGAUGGAGCACGUCGAGGGCCGCAUAUUCCGAGAUCCGGCCUUGCCGGGGCACAGCCCGGCCGAGCGUGCGGCGCUGUACGUGGCCAUGAUCGAGACCCUGGCCAGGCUCCACUCGCUGGACUGGGAGGGCCUCGGUCUCAGUGGCUUUGGCAAGAAAGGAGGAUACUGCAAACGACAGGUGCUCACCUGGACCAAGCAAUACAACGCCGCGGCACACACGGACAUCGACAGCAUGAACAAGCUGUCCGAUUGGCUGCAGAAAAACCUUCCGGGCGACGACAGCGAAGCGAAGCUUGUGCACGGAGACUUCAGGAUAGACAAUCUGAUUUAUCACCCCACAGAGGCUCGUGUGAUCGCGGUAUUGGACUGGGAGCUGGCGACGAUCGGGCACCCGCUGGCUGACCUGGCCUACAAUUUCCUGCCGUACCACCAGCUCCCAACUGGUGCCAUGACCUCGGUACUGGGCAGCGUCCCCAUCCCAACCGAGGCCGAGCUCCUGUCCGUGUACUGCCGCUGCCGGGAAACGCCAGCGUCCCCCCUGCCCCACUGGAAUUUCUUCAUGGCCUUGGCUCUGUUCAAGAUCGCUUCCAUUGCCCAAGGAGUGUACGCCCGCCACCUGCUGGGCAACGCCAGCGCGGAGAACGCCUCCCAGUUCUGCGGCGCCGUGCAGCCUCUGGCCGAGACGGCGCUCGCUUUAGCCACAGCGGUGCCUGCCAAGGUCGAAGGGAAGUUCAGUUCCCCUGAGCUCUUCAGGCCUUCCCCAGUGGGCCAGCUGAUGCUCGACAAGGUCCGGGCCUUCCUCCGCGAGCAUAUCUACCCUGCAGAGCCGGAGGUGCUGCAGUACUACCAUCAGCACGCCUCGUCCCCACUGCGGUGGAAACGCCCUCCCAUCAUCCAGCAGCUCAAGGACAGGGCUAAGGCGGCGGGCCUGUGGAACCUGUUCCUGCCGGCGGUGAGCGGCCUUGGCCAGCUGGACUAUGCCUUCGUGGCGGAGGAGACGGGACGCUGCGUCUUCGCUCCCGAAAUCUUCAACUGCCAGGCGCCGGACACGGGCAACAUGGAGGUUCUUCAUCUCUACGGGACGGAGCAACAGAAGAGGGAUUGGCUGGAGCCCCUGCUGCGCGGGGAGAUCCACUCCUGCUUUUGCAUGACAGAACCCGACGUGGCAUCCAGCGACGCCACCAACAUCAGGUGCAGCAUCCGGAGGGACGGCAACCACUACGUGGUGAAUGGGCGCAAGUGGUGGAGCAGUGGAGCUGGUAACCCAAACUGCACGUUGGCGGUGGUGAUGGGAAAGACUGGAGAUGAUUCCCUGGCCAGACACAAGCAGCACAGCAUGAUACUGGUUGCCAUGGACACACCGGGAGUCAAGAUCAUCAGGCCCCUGAUGGUGUUCGGCUAUGACGAUGCCAUUCAUGGAGGGCACUUUGAAAUCCACUUUGAGAACGUGCGAGUUCCUGCCUCCAACAUACUGCUGGGCGACGGCCGGGGGUUUGAGAUCGCCCAGGGCAGGCUGGGGCCAGGCCGCAUCCACCACUGCAUGCGAACGGUGGGACUGGCCGAGAGGGCGCUUGAGUUGCUGUGCCAGCGAGCGGCCACCAGGCAGGCGUUCGGCCGCAAGCUCUACGAGCACGAGGUCGUCCUUCACCAGGUGGCCGAGUGCCGGCUGGAGAUUGAGCAGUCGCGGCUGCUGACGCUGAAAGCUGCGCACGCCAUCGACGCCGUCGGCGCCGCCCGUGCCCGCAAGGAGAUUUCCAUGAUCAAAGUGGCCGCCCCCCGCAUGGCCUGCAAAGUGUUGGACCGCGCCAUUCAGGUGCACGGGGGUGCAGGGGUCUCGGAAGACUUCCCUCUCGCGCAUAUGCUCGCGUUGGCGCGCACCCUGCGGUUGGCAGACGGGCCGGAUGAGGUCCACCUCUCGGCCAUUGGCAAGCAAGAACUCGGGGAGCAGCUGAAGGCGAGGCUGUGAUCAUGUGACCACCGCGUGAGCUGCCCAGGCAUAUCGGGCAGAGGACUGCGCUGCGCAAUUUCGGUCGUGGUGAUUGUGACUGAUGUUUGCUAUCGUAGGGAGACUCAAGGGGAAUUUGUUCUUCUGAUCGGGCUUCGUGUGACGUUUAUCCGGCACAUGCAAGUACCUUUUUGGCGAUGUGCUGUAAAGGUUUGUGAUUUACAGUUAAGAAUAAGGGAUUUACAAAAGUGUCACGUGGAAUGUGAUGAAAGGGUUUAGAAAUAUGUAAUAAUUUCACAGUGUUUAUUUUUUUUGAGUGCAGUACAAAGGUAUAUGAUAGAGCACGUGUAAUCAUUGAAGUUAAUGUACAUAUAAUUACGAAUAUUAUUUCGAGCCAUUAAUUUUAAUCGGAGAAAAACAAACUCGCACGUUUCUUAACCUGAUGGAAAUGGAACGCAUUCUUACACUCACAGGGGCCUUGUUAAUAUGUAGUAUAAAUAUAUUAUUUAAUUGAUACUACAAUGUAAAAAAUUAUGCCUAUUCGAAAACACACAAAGACAUCGAUUUUUAGAUAGUCGAUGGGUUAAUUUGCGCGAUUUCACUUUGUGUGUCUCCCCCCCUUAUGUAACGCAUUUCCUCCCGCACAGAGCGAAGGAAACCUGUUUAGCCUUAAUGCUACAGACAGUAUCACGAUGUUUAGAGACUUAUAUUUCGGAUGGAAUGGCAUCUCAGCAACAGGCGGUGGAACUCCGACAAUUCGCGGGUGCAUUGUCCCUCUAAUAAAAAAAAAGUAUCAGAGGUUAAUGUCAUAGCUAAAAAAUACCCAAACAACUCUAUAACACAAAGUGCCUGUACGUCAAAAUGCACCGAUGAGCCAAGUAGCUGCAAAACAUUCCUGCGGAGGUAGCUGGUAGGAACGUUGGGUUGCUCGGUCAAUGGCCAGGGUCAAUGGCGGCGUGGUGUAUUCCACAAAUAUGGCCGACUGUGAGGGCGGGCACAAGCCGGCGUGAGUAGGUUAAACGUUGAGUUUUAUAAGGGCACCACGGGGUGAGCAGCCCCUCCCCACCCAGCCCCACCCCUCCCACCCCCCACCCAGCCCCACCCUCCCCACCCAGCCCCUCCCCACUCUCCCCACCCAGCCCCUCCCCA